Sitophilus oryzae (rice weevil) is the source of this 774-nucleotide messenger RNA. RefSeq names its product probable multidrug resistance-associated protein lethal(2)03659. Gene Ontology annotation, cellular component: membrane. The record is from RefSeq and is a predicted model, not a curated record. The transcript has 2 exons. Gene Ontology annotation, biological process: transmembrane transport. Gene Ontology annotation, molecular function: ATP binding; ABC-type transporter activity. The annotation marks the transcript as partial. Lineage: Eukaryota; Metazoa; Arthropoda; Insecta; Coleoptera; Curculionidae.
AGUUCCUAAAAAGAAAAAAUUGUAGUAUUAGUUACGCAAACUGUACAUCACAUUCAGGAAGCUGAUAACGUUAUUGUUAUGGAUAGUGGAAAAAUCAAAUCCAUCGAAAAACCUACCGAAUUACCUCUAGACAAAUUGACAGAAAUAAUUGGUAAGGAUGAUGAAAUGGAAAAAGAAGUAAUUGAGGAAACGAAGGAAGUAAAAGUUGAGAAAAAGGAGGAAGUGGAAAGUAAUGGUGAAAACGUACAAUUGCUUGAAGCAGAAGCUAGCAACAAGAAAAUCUACCACGAAGUUAAGAAGAAGGGCGAUGUCAGCUUUUCGGUCUAUAAGAAAUAUUUCAGAUUUGGUGGAGGUCUGUGCCUGUUUGGAUUUAUUGCUAUUGUAUUUAUAGCAUCUCAAGGAACGGAGACGUUUUCAGAAAAGCUUAUUGCUAUGUGGAUCGAUUCUCAACAAAAGGAACAAGACUUAUUUGCCACAAAUCAAACUGACACCGAAGAAUUCGAGCAGACAGUAUAUAAUAAAAAUUACUACAUAAUACUCUACUCUGUAAUGCUGGGAUCCUCCUCACUUCUCUUAUUGGGCAGGGCUUAUUUGCUCUUCGAUUACUGCAGGAGGGCCUCGAUAAGGCUUCACAAAGCAAUGUCCUCUACGGUGAUCAAUGCUGUGAUGUCGUUCUUCGAUACGAACUUUAUCGGAAACGUAUUGAAUAGGUUCUCUCAAGAUCUGAUAAACAUCGAUGAAUUUUUGCCGUGGACCUUAUCAGAAUUCUUUAGG